Messenger RNA from Acanthosepion pharaonis, 783 nucleotides. NCBI's taxonomy places the organism in Eukaryota, Metazoa, Mollusca, Cephalopoda, Sepiida, Sepiidae. The record is from the annotation of a GenBank genome assembly.
AUGUACCUGCCUCUUUUCUCUUACUUUCCUCUCUGUAACCCUGCCUCUUUUCUCUUACUUUUUCCUCUCUGUAACCCCUCCUCUUUUCUCUUACUUUCACUCUCUAUAACCCCUGCCUCUUUUCUCUUACUUUCCUCUCUGCUAACCCUACUCUUUUCUCUUACUUUCACUCUCUGUAACCCCUGCCUCUUUUCUCUUACUUUCUCUCUCCCCCCUUACUUUCACUCUCUUACCCCUUUCUCCACUCUCUGUAACCACUGCCUCUUUUCUCUUACUUUCACUCUCUGUAACCUCCUCUUUUCUCUUUUCUUUCACUCUUACUUUUUCACUCUCUGUAACCCCUGCCUCUUUUCUCUUACUUUGCUCUCUCCCCCCACUUUUUCUCUUACUUUCUCUGUAACCCCUGCCUCUUUUCUCUCUUGUAACCCUUCUUCUCACUCUGUAACCCCUCUUGCCUCUUUUCUCUUACUUUCACUCUGUAACCCCUGCCUCUUUUCUCUUACUUUCCUCUCUGUCCAACCACUGCCUCUUUUCUUACUUUUUCUUGCUCUCUCCUCCCUUACUUUCCUCUCUGUAACCCCUGCCUCUUUUCUCUUACUUUCACUCUCUGUAACCCUGCCUCUUUUUCCCCUUUUUCCUCUCCGUAACCCCUGCCUCUUUUCUUACUCAUCUUUCCCCUCUUUUCUCUGUAACUCUGUAACCCCUGCCUCUUUUCUCUUACUUUCACUCUCUGUAACCCCCCUCUUUUUUUUUUUCUCUUACUUUCCCCUGCUCUUUCUCUAA